AUGGCCGAUGCCCCCCCGCCAACUCCAUCCGAGCUCCUACGGAUGGUGACCGAGCUUCAGCAAGCAAAUCAACAAAUGACGGAGGAAAAUCGAAGAAUGCAAGAUCAAAUUGCACAAUUAGUUAAUGCUCGUCUGGAGCACAACAAUGAUUACCAUAACCGGGAAGAAAACCACGAACGACGGUCAAUACCAACUCAUGUUUCUGAAACACCUCAAGGGGAAGAAGAGGAGGCCGACAACCUGACUCGAAUUGGCAAAGCAAUUCGAGAUCACUUUGCGGCCUCUGCUAUAUACUUACACGACUCUGACUACCUGACGACCAUAAAGCAGGGCCCACAAGAGAGUUUGAAGGACUACAUAACUCGUUUCACAAAGGUCGCCAUGAGGAUUCAGAUCUUCAUUGAAGUCCAUCUACAUGCAAUCAAGAGCGGCCUUCGUCCGGGCAAAUUUCAGGAGACCAUAGCUAAACACGGUCACACAACCGAUGAAUGUGUGAUCGCCAAAGACCUUUUGGAACGUCUCGCAAGACAAGGUCACCUCGACAAGUUUAUUACAGGACGAAUGCAGAAAAACACAACCUCGGCUCCCGAGCUCGCCACAGCAAGCCCAUCCUCAAAGGAAAAAGAUAAGGCACCUAUUCAACCAAGGGGAAUCAUCAAUUGUAUUUCAGGAGGAUAUGCAGGAGGUGGACAUACAAGCUCGGCUCGAAAAAGAACCUAUAGAGCAAUGUUGGCCGUAACAGAUGCCCCCAAAAUGCCUCAACCGGCCCACGAUGUUCCAGAGAUGACCUUCUAUUCAACCGACUUUCAUCAGAAAGAUGUGAAUUAUGAUGACCCGGUGGUAAUCUCUGUUCAGUUAGGAGAUCUAAUAGUCCGCAAAGUACUCCUCGACCCUGGAAGCAGUGCAGAUGUAUUAUUCUUCACUACGUUUGAGAAAAUGAAGCUGAGUAACAACAUCUUGCAGCCAUAUCAUGGAGACUUGGUCGGAUUCUCCGGCGAGCGCGUUCCUGUCCUCGGUUCAGUGUGGUUACAAACCACACUCGGUGAGCAACCAUUAUUUAAGACACAAGACAUUCAAUAUCUUGUUGUCGAUUGUUUUAGUCCUUAUAAUCUCAUACUAGGUAGACCAUUUUUAAAUCGAUUUGCAGCAAUUGUAUCCACAGUUCAUCUUUGUGUAAAGUUUCCUGUGCAGGACAAUCUAAUAGCAACCAUACAUGGAGACCUCCAUGAAGCUCGCCAAUGCUACAACACAAGCUUGAAGCCUGUCAGGAAGAGCAACAUGCCACAGGUCAACUCCAUACAGCCCGAUCAACCGAGAUUAGCAGAAAUAGAUCCAAGAGCCGAUUUUGAAGACCGACCUAUGCCGAACGAGGACCUAACAAAGGUCCCCCUAACAGAAGAUCCUAUGAAAUUCACCUUCGUCGGAACGUCAAUGAGCGCCGAGGAAAGAGAAGCACUCAUAGCAUUUCUGCGCGAGAACGCCGAUUUAUUUGCUUGGACACCUGCAGAUAUGCCCGGAAUACAUCCCUCUGUUAUCACACAUAAAUUAGCAAUAACUCCAGGAGCCCGACCAGUCUCACAAAAGAAAAGAAAUCUCGGGACAGAAAAGCGCUUGGCAUGCCUUGCCGAAGUCAGAAAGCUCAUUGCGGCUAAUUUCAUCCGAGAGAUCAGAUUCACAACAUGGCUCGCUAAUGUGGUAAUGGUAAAAAAGAAUAACGGUAAGUGGCGCAUGUGCGUCGACUUCACUGACUUAAACAAAGCAUGCCCUAAAGAUGCUUAUCCUUUACCCUGCAUUAAUAAUUUAGUUGAUAAUUCCUGUGGUUUCGAUUCCUUAAGUUUCAUGGACGCAUACUCUGGUUAUAACCAGAUUCUUAUGCACCCAUCUGAUCAAGAAAAAACCGCUUUUAUAACUGAAUAUGGGAAUCAUUGCUAUAAUGUUAUACCUUUCGGUUUAAAGAAUGCAGGGGCGACGUAUCAACGAUUGAUGAACAAGGUCUUCCAGAACCAAAUUGGUCGGAAUAUAGAGGUCUACGUAGACGACAUGGUCGCAAAAACAAUGGUCGGAAAGUCUCACAUCAAUGACCUAGCAGAAAUAUUUGAACAAAUCCGACGAUAUAAUAUGAGACUAAACCCUGAGAAGUGUGCUUUCGGUGUUCGUGGAGGAAAAUUCCUCGGAUUCAUACUCACCAGCCGAGGAAUAGAAGCAAACCCCGACAAAUGUCGGGCCAUAAUUGACAUGAAAAGUCCAACAACGCUGAAGGAAGUCCAACGACUAACAGGGCGCCUCGCGGCUUUAUCAAGAUUCCUACCCUGCUUGGCAGCAAAAUCUUAUCAUUUUUUCCAAUGUUUAAAAAGGAACCCAAAACAUUUUCAAUGGACAGAAAACUGUGAAGCUGCAUUUCAAAAUUUAAAACAAUUUCUUUCAAAACCUCCUGUUUUACAAAAACCAAAACCAAAUGAACCACUGUCUAUAUACUUAUCUAUUACUGAUAUGGCAAUUAGCUCGGUUCUUUUAACAGAUACAGAGAAGGGUCAGCAGCCGAUCUAUUUUUGUGAGCAAGUCCCUUCAAGGUGCCGAGCUUCGUUAUCCAAAAUUGGAAAGCUCGCCCUAGCCCUAGUAUUCUCUUCAAGACGACUCCGACCUUACUUUCAGGGACACACCAUUAUAGUCAGAACUGAACAACCUCUCCGGCAGAUUCUUUCAAAGCCAGAGUUAGCAGGCCGGCUUAUCAAAUGGGCCAUUGAGCUUUCAGAAUUUGAUAUUCAAUACCAGCCAAGAGGAUCCGUCAGAUCUCAAUAUCUGGCCGAUUUUGUCGCCGAGCUUACUCAACCAUUGCAAGAAGAAAGAAGCUCAGAUUGGAACUUAUUUGUGGACGGAGCAUCAAACCCCCAAGGAUCUGGAGCAGGAAUACUAUUAGAAGGACCUCAAGGCAUCAACCUCAAACAUUCCCUUCGGUUCUCCUUCAAAGCAAGCAAUAACCAGGCCGAGUAUGAGGCCCUAAUCGCCGGGCUCAGGUUAGCAAUUGAUUUACAAAUCACCAGUUUAAAAGUUUAUUGCGAUUCCCUAUUAGUGGUUCAACAGGUGAAUCAGGUUUUCCAAACCAAAGACCAAACUUUGUCAAAAUACUUGGACAUCAUUCAAAACCUAAAAAACAGCUUUUCAAAGAUAGAAAUUCACCACAUUCCUAGGGAACAGAAUAAUAGAGCUGACAUCUUAUCAAAAUUAGCUACUACACAAUCACACACAGCGACAUUACUCCAAUCAACGCUGAAUAAACCGAGCAUACAUGCCCUAAGUAUUUCAAAUACUUUAUCCACAGACAGUUGGCAGGUACCUUAUAUAAAAUACUUAAAAUAUGGUUCUGUCCCAGAUGAGGUUUUAGAUAAGAAAAGAUUUCGGCGACAAGCCUCUUUUUUCACACUAAUGAAUAAUGUUCUGUAUAGGCGGGGAUUCUCCCGACCUCUUCUGAAAUGCUUAGACAGGAAAGAAGCCGAUAUUGCUUUGGCCGAGGCCCAUGAAGGAAUAUGCGGAAUACACUCGGGGGCAAGAAGCCUAGCACAGAAAAUACUACGAGCCGGUUUUUACUGGCCAGAAAUAUGGAAAGAUAGCAAAGAAAAAGUCCGAACUUGUGAUAAAUGUCAAAAGCAUGCACCAUCAAUCAACAUUCCGGCCGAACAACUUCAUCAAACAGCAAUAAGCUGGCCAUUCAAUCAAUGGGGGAUUGACAUCCUCGGACCUUUCCCCACCGCACCCAAACAACUAAAGUAUUUGGUGGUAGCUGUUGAUUAUUUCAGCAAAUGGAUCGAAGCAGAGCCACUGGCAAGAAUAACAUCCUCCCAAAUGAUAUCUUUCGUUUGGAAGAAUAUCAUAUGCCGAUAUGGAAUUCCAAGACAUGUCGUUACUGACAAUGGUCGGCAGUUUACCGACCAUAAUUUUAAAUUAUUUCUUCAGAACCUAAAGAUAACACAACACUUCUCAUCCGUGGAGCACCCACAAUCUAAUGGUUUAGCCGAGGCUGCCAAUAAAGUUCUCUUGCAUGCCCUCAGAAAAAAGCUCGACGAAGCAAAAGGACUGUGGGCCGAACUCAUCCCAAAAAUACUAUGGUCAUACAACACAACGACACAAACGUCAACUAAGGAGACACCAUACCGCUUGGUAUAUGGGUCAGAGGCAAUGAUCCCUUUGGAGAUCUCACAGCAAUCUCUGAGAACACAGGUAGAGAAUCAUGACCAAGCUCGUCAAGCCGAAUUAGACUUAGCAGAGGAAGUCCGAAGUACAGCAGCUCUCCAGCACCGAGCUUUACAGCUACAACUAGGCCGAAGACAUGCAAAAAAGGUGCUACCAAGAACAUUCAACGUCGGCGAUUUGGUAUUAAGGAAAACCGAAGAAGCUCGCCGACCAUCAGCCCAUGGAAAGUUAGCAGCGACAUGGGACGGUCCCUACCGAGUAGUUGAAAUCCUCGGAAGAGGAGCUUACAAGCUCGAGCACCUAGACGGCACUAAUAUACCAAAUACAUGGAAUAUCAGUUCUUUAAAGCAAUACUUCAGUUAG
Arachis stenosperma is the source of this 4551-nucleotide messenger RNA. RefSeq lists its product as uncharacterized. The record is from RefSeq and is a predicted model, not a curated record. The coding region runs from base 1 to 4551 and encodes 1516 amino acids. Gene Ontology annotation, molecular function: nucleic acid binding; RNA-DNA hybrid ribonuclease activity. Gene Ontology annotation, biological process: DNA integration. The transcript is spliced from 3 exons. Lineage: Eukaryota; Viridiplantae; Streptophyta; Magnoliopsida; Fabales; Fabaceae.